AUGGCGACCGUUGAAAAAACCAAAGAGCAGCCCAAGAAGCUCCCUGUGGACCUCUCCGACGGUGAAGACUAUGACAGCGCCGACGACUAUACCGACGACUAUACCGACGAGGAAUAUGAGUCAGUACCACAAACAAAGACACAGAAGAACAGACAACUGCAGAAGAAACCACUGCAGAAACAGAAACCACCUGUUCAAGACGACUUCGACGAAUACACGGAUGAAGAUGAGUAUGGCUCAGACGAGUACGAAUACUCCGACGACGAACCCGUGCAGCCGUACUCGAAUGAAAACUCAAACUUCAAGCCUUCUGGCGGCAUGGACGUCCUCCACAAGGAGGAGAAAUCAAUGCUGGACGAGGAAGGCAUGAAGCUGAGAUUAGAACUGAAUCUGGAAAUUGAGGUCGAGCUCAAAGCACGCAUCCACGGAGACCUCACCCUAGCUCUCAUGUAA
Molecule: messenger RNA, 453 nt
Organism: Penicillium egyptiacum
Lineage: Eukaryota; Fungi; Ascomycota; Eurotiomycetes; Eurotiales; Aspergillaceae
Source: the annotation of a GenBank genome assembly